Molecule: messenger RNA, 3782 nt
Organism: Bolinopsis microptera
Lineage: Eukaryota; Metazoa; Ctenophora; Tentaculata; Lobata; Bolinopsidae
Product: importin-5-like
Exons: 10
Coding region: 24-3305 (1093 amino acids)
Biological process (GO): protein import into nucleus
Cellular component (GO): nucleus; cytoplasm
Molecular function (GO): protein binding; nuclear import signal receptor activity
Source: RefSeq, a predicted model, not a curated record
UGACACCAAAUAUCUUGUAGGAGAUGGCUGACAUGCAGGACCAGUUUUCAGCAUUGCUGGAGACAUUAGCUAGUCCAGACAAUGAAGCAAGAAACAGGGGAGAGGAGCAGUAUAAUGCCAUACCUAUCGAUCAAAGGCUCAAUCUGCUCCUGGGAUCUAUUGAAACCUCUCCUUCUGUCACCCUCCGAGCGUUUGCAGCUAUUCUACUGAGAAGAUUGCUAACUAACUCGUGGGAGGUGUUUGCUGUCAGUCCCGUCGAAACUCAAAACAUGUUCAAGUUGAAGCUUCUAGACUUACUGAAGCGUGAGACAGAUGAGAGUGCUCGUAAGAAGUUGAGUGACACAGUGUCUGAAGUAGCCAGGAAUCUACAGGAUGGAGAGGGAAACAUGAACUGGGACGAACUUCUUAAGUUUAUGUUCAACUGCUGCAACUCGGGCACUGCCCAACACAAGGAGUCUGCCCUAUCCAUCCUCAACUCUGUGCCUGAUAUUUUCGGUUCAGCUCAGCAGAAUUACAUGGGUCUGAUCAAGGAAAUGCUGUUUGCUUCGCUGAACGAUCCCGACAAUCCUAACGUGAGGUUUGCAGCUAUACGUGCCACCUGCGCUUUCCUCACCGGACUUGAAGAGGACGAGGCAAAGCGUAAUUUUACUGACUUCUUGAAGCCAAUGUUGAAAGGUGUAGAGGAUUGUGUUGUAGCUGAGGAUGAUGAUGGUCCUCUGAAGAGUUUUGUGGAGCUGGCUGAGAAGUUGCCCAAGUUCUUGAGACCAGGGUUGGAUCAGCUGAUGGAGUUUGCUCUGAGAGUCAUCGCUAACACAAACUUUGCUGACAAUUGGCGACAGCUUGUUCUGGAAUUGGUCAUAACCAUCUGUGAAGCUGCUCCUGCUAUGAUCCGGAAAAAGGACAAGUACAUUUCCCCACUGGUCGUACAAAUGUUACAAAUGAUGACAGAUUUAGAAGACGAAGAAAACUGGGCCAUGGAGGAUGAAGUUGAGGACGUUGACAGUGAUGAGAAUUGUGUAGCAGCAGAAGCAGCAUUAGACCGACUAGCCUGCGCCCUUGGUGGUAAGAUGGUGAUGCCCCACAUCAUCCAGGCGGUCCCUCCUAUGUUACAAUCUAAAGAGUGGAAACACAGAUACGCUGGUCUCAUGGCUAUAUCGGCCAGUGCUGAAGGUUGCAAAAAAGCAAUGGAAGCAAAUCUCCAGGGCAUCGUAAUGGCGUGUCUUCCUUACGUUGCAGACGAGCAUCCCAGAGUUAGAUUUGCGUGUUGUAAUGCCCUAGGACAGAUGGCAACUGAUUUCUCUCCUCUAUUCCAAAAGAAGAUGCAUGACAAGGUCCUGCCCGGGUUAAUACACUUGCUUGAUGACGAUGCUCACCCGAGGGUACAAAGUCACACUGCAGCCGCACUUGUUAACUUCUUUGAGGAGUGUCCACAGAAUGUGCUCCUACCUUAUCUUCCCAAUCUCUGUCAGAAAAUGCAAGCUACGUUAGAAAAGAAGACAAUGGAACUGGUACAAACGCAUCGCAAACUGGUACUUGAACAGAUAAUAACAACAAUAGCAACGAUAGCCGACACAGCAGAAAACCACUUUACGCCUUUCUACCAGAGUUUUAUGCCAAACUUGAAGUACAUCAUGGAAAAUGCCAACGACAAGGAACUGAGGUUAUUACGAGGUAAAACAAUCGAGUGUAUCUCACUUAUUGGGCUUGCUGUAGGAAAAGAGGUUUUUCUCUCAGAUGCAGAACAAAUCAUGAACAUGUUGCUGAAAGCACAAACCGACGAAGGCGAGCAGUUGGAGGCAGAUGACCCACAAGUAUCCUACAUGAUCAGUGCGUGGGCACGUAUGUGCAAGAUAAUCGGACCUCAGUUCACCGCCUACCUACCAAUGGUGAUGCCCCCUCUCCUGCGAGCUGCUCAGAUAAAACCGGAGGUUGCUUUAGUAGACUCGGACGACCAGGUGGACGAGGACGAAGGCUGGGAGUUUGUUCCUCUGUCAGACCAACAGAAGUUUGGAGUGAAGACUGCAGGACUGGAGGAUAAGAACACUGCUUGUCAGAUGUUGGUGUGUUACGCGCGGGAGCUCAAGGAGGGUUUUGCGGGGUAUACUGAACAAGUGGUGAAGAUCAUGGUGCCGCUGUUGAAGUUCUACUUCCAUGAUCUGAUAAGAUCGGCUGCUGCUGAAUCUCUUCCCUUUCUGUUGGAGUCUGUUAAACACAAGGGAGACGACUAUGUUAGAGACAUGUGGAAUUACAUCUGCCCAGAGUUAUUCAAGUCUCUCCAGACGGAGAUGGAGCCUGACAUUCUAGCUGUUGUAAUGGAGAGUGUAGCCACUUGUGUUGAGGUUUUGGGAGUUGGAUUUAUAGACGGUUUGCAGAUGGAGGAACUGGUGGAGGCGAUGAAGAAUCAUUUGAAGAAGAACUAUGAUAAGGAGGAAGAAAGAAAAAAUGCGAGGAAAGAUGAAGAUUAUGACGAGGAAGUGGAGGAAGGAAUCGAGGAAGAAUUGGACCAGGAUGACUAUCUUUUGGGCAAAAUAGCGGACAUCAUUCACAAUCUUUUCGGAGUGUACGGAGAAGACUUUGUGCAAGUGUUUGACAAGUUGACUGAAUAUUUCGUGGCCAUGUUGGCCCCAGAACGCCCAGGCCUUGAACACCAAUGGGCCAUCUGUGUGUUUGACGAUCUCAUAGACUUCGCUCCUAACUCGGCUCCCAAAUACCAGCAGCAUUUCCUCCAACCCAUGAUGCACUACCUGACUGACGUUAAUCCAGGAGUACGACAAGCUUCAGCAUACGGAGUCGGGGCGCUUGCCACCAAAUUCCCCGGCACAAACUCGCCUUAUCUUGAGUUUUGUAAGAACUGUAUCCCCAACUUGGUGAACGUUAUCAACGACCCCGACUCUCGGGAAGUGGAGAACAUGUCUGCAACAGAGAACUGUAUAUCCGCUAUCUCUAAAAUAUUCAAACACAUCAUCGGACAAGACAACUUAGACGAGACAACUGUUGUCACGUGGUUGUCAUGGUUACCAAUACAGGAGGAUGAUGAGGAAAGUGUGCACAUUUACGGUUUUCUUUUGGAUCUGGUAGAAAAUAACAAUGUAUUCGCACUCGGCAAAAGCAACUCAAAUCUUCCCGAGAUUAUCAAAAUUUUGACAGAGGGAAUCAUCAAUAAGACCAUUAAGUCAGAAGAUCAUCCAGAGUUGAUGACGAGAAUACAGGAUUUCAUACUGCCACUCCAGAAAAACGAAGCUGUGUGGACGGCAAUAUUGGCAAAGUUACCGGAAACGCAUAAAGUUUUACUGUCUGGUCAAUAACAGAGUUAAACUUUGAGGGAAAAUUGUUAGUGUUUCAUUUUCGAUAUUUACAAAAUUUAAGUAGCAGAUUGUUGAGUGUUAAUUUUAUAAUUUAUGAUUGGGCGUGGCAAUAAGUCAGGGAUACAACAUCAUCAUCGUAAAGUUGGCAAGGAUGCUGGUGUUAAACAGAAAGUAAUUGAGAUAUUUUUAGCUUUUUAAAAAGAUCUUUUUUAUUGUAACUGAUUUUGUUUUUUUAGUUGAGAAAUUUUGAUUUCGUUUAUGGGGAAUCAAGCCGCUGGAUAGUGGCUCUCACGUAAUUGCUGGCAUUUCGUUCUCCAAUUAUUGAUGUUUGUGCCAGAGAGAUUGAAUUGAAUUCGCUCAAGUUAUAUAGAGGAAAAGUGAUAUUUCAUGUUCAGAGUAUAUUUGAGAAAAAUUCCGACUAUGUACAUAAAAUUUGAGAGAUUGAAUGAAAUCUGUCUGAAUUUCCUAAACUUCCAA